Molecule: messenger RNA, 3276 nt
Organism: Drosophila ficusphila
Lineage: Eukaryota; Metazoa; Arthropoda; Insecta; Diptera; Drosophilidae
Exons: 6
Biological process (GO): lipid metabolic process
Cellular component (GO): membrane
Molecular function (GO): oxidoreductase activity, acting on the CH-CH group of donors
Source: RefSeq, a predicted model, not a curated record
UGUUGCGUCGGUCGCUUGAGUCCUUUUCGCUCGCAAAAAAAGCGCGGCGGCUGGUGUGUUUGUUUUCGCCUCGUCUAGAUGCUGGCUGCAACACAACACGCGUUUAGCAGCACCAGCAGCGAUAAAAACCAAAGCCACCGCGGCAACAAGGGCGCAAAUUAAGCGGAGGCGUAGGAAGAAACAAAAAAAAAAUUGGGCGACCCCAAAUAAACAAUCAUCACAUAAAUACGUAAUCAACAAGCGGCCCCAAAAAGAAGAGGCUCCUUGGCUGGCAGCCAAGCCGCAAACCAGGCAGCACCACCACCCACCUACCCACCAACCACCCAGAAACCCAACCACCCAGCUGCCCAACCACCACCCACCACAGUAUGUAAAGCUCUGGGGGCGGGGGGAGUGGCACAGACACUUUGCGAGCAGGCGGAGCAAAAAAGUGUGAGUAAAGCGAUGUGAAGGCAAAACAUUUUGCAAUAUUAAAGAACCGAAGUGACGAGGAGGACGAGAGGUUACCUGUUGCCGAGCCAAGUGCCAUAAAAGGCCGGACUGGGCGAAAGCGGUGGUGGUGCUGGUCAGGUGAAAGGCCAGGUGAAAGGUGGUGAGAGCCGCGCACCGCAACAAUGGCCGUAAAUGUACUGGACUACGAUCACUUCGCCAUCAGCGCCAUCGUGGUGGGGAGUCUGCAGCUGGUCUUCUUUCUGGUCAACUCCAUCCUCCACAUGGACAAGCUCACGGAUUUCGCCGGCGGAGUCAAUUUUAUCAUCAUCUCGCUGCUGACGUUUUUCCUCGGACAAAUCGAUCGGCCAUCUAAGGCCUAUGACAGUCGCCAGCUGAUGGUCACGCUCUUCGUUUGCCUGUGGGGCGCUCGGCUCUCCGGAUAUUUGCUAUAUCGCAUUAUAAAGUUGGGCCGCGACAAGCAGUUCGAGGAUACCCGCCGCAACAUCAUCCGCUACGCGGUCUUCUGGACAUUCCAGGCCGUGUGGGUUUACAUUGUGUCACUGCCUGUAAUAAUCAUCAACUCACCGCGCCACUCGCAACCGCGUGCCCCAAAAACGAUGACCACACUGGACUCCACGGGAACGGGUAUGUUCAUAGUCGGCUUACUGGCGGAAACCUAUGCGGACCUCCAAAAGUUCUCCUUUCGCCAGGAUCCGGCCAACCAGGGAAAGUUCUGCAAUGACGGUCUGUGGAGCGUUUCUCGGCAUCCUAACUACUUUGGCGAAGUGGUCAUCUGGUGGGGCAUCUUUGCCAUAUCGCUGAAUGUGAUCAGUGGCCACGAAUGGGUGGCGAUCGCCUCUCCCAUUUUUACCACGCUGAUUAUACUUUUUUUGUCCGGGAUUCCUCUGCGGGAGCGGAGUGCCGAUGAAAAGUACAAAGACCAGCUGGAGUACCGGAAGUACAAGGCCUCGACCUCGCCGCUGAUUCCGGUGCCGCCGACGGUCUACGUGGAGGUGCCCAGUGCCCUGAAGUUCAUCCUGUGCUGCGAGUUCCCCAUCUACGACUCGAUGCGGAUCCAGAAGGACCUCAGUCCCUACUCGCUCUCGAUAGCCCGCUCGCACUCGCACAUCUAGCAGUCAGUGGCCCACUCCAGCAGCGCGGCGGCUGGCGUGGGUCAGGUGCACGGCCACUCGGCGGGCCACUCGACGGGUCACCCUGGUGGCGGUGGCCACCACUCGGUGGGUCACUCCCUGCACCGGGGUCAGUGCUACGGGGCCAACGGCGGCGAUGCCGAGAGCCACCAGAACUGCGGCGGCAGCUGUCGGAAUGUCCACGUCAAGUCGAAUCCCUACCAGUGCGAGGCGGGCUACGGUCACUAUCCGGCUUGCCACACGGACGACGACACGGAUGACGGGAUCAUCUACAUGGAUCGCACCCACUUCUACCACGAAAAGGAGCCGGCGAAGCCCGUGACGAGCACGAAGUGCAGCUACCUGGCCGAGGAGGAACUGGCCUCCGAUUACGACGAGGACGUCCCUGCCAUCGAUCUCAGCAAGGCAACCAGUGUGGAGAGCUUUGGCACCCGGGUGCAAACGGAGCAGGUCGUCAAUGCCGACGGCUUGCCCGUAACGGUGACCACGAUUUUGUGAUCGCCACUUUAAGAUUUGUUCAGAAACUACUUCGGAUUUUUAUAUUGGAUGCACACUGGGGUGGAACUCUAUAAGCUGAAGUUUUAAGGGUCUUUCAAUUCAAUUUAAAUGAGUUUAAGUACCAUUAAGGAAGUUUGAGUAGGGUUUGUUUGGGACAUUGUUUUAAAUGAGCUUAAAUAUCUGAAACUUAGUUUUCGAAAAUCACUGUUUUUUAGUAUUCAUUCCAGAACCAAUUCCUUUAUUAACUUACAUCUUAACAGAAACAUCCCUACGUAUGAGCAAUAUUUGUACUUUGACUUUGUUAGAUAGGUAUGCUAUACAAGUUGUUUCAAAUUCUUAAGAAUUAUUUACGUAUGAUUUCUAUAAUUUUUAAUUUUAUAAGCUUCAAGGAAAAGUACCAGUUUCCGCCAAAAAAUAACCUCAUACGCCCUGUUGUCCAGAGUCAAUGUGUUUGUAUAUAAAAUGUGUGACCAAAUGGUCUUUCCUAAAGAUAAACCUCCUGAUAAACCCCAAAGCUUAGUUCCACCCCUUUGUACAAAGAUAAAACUUGGCUCUUUGCAAGCCGGGUUAAUGGGAACUUUUAUGCUGACGAAUGCCAAAGUACCGGAUGUUACCAAGCACCAUGGAUACUCACAGCUGUCUAACACUCUAGUCUCUAUGCUACAGUUGCUCAAAUAACUAAUGUGCCUCUUAUGUGCUCUGCGCACCCCUAGAUUGUUGCACUCUUUCAAAGUUUACGCUAGUCUCUGUUGAACCCCAGAUGAAGAACGAACUACAAAUAGUUAUCUAUAUCUAUAUCCCAACUGCAUAUUUUCGUAUCGAACCGCAAAACCACACCCCACCAAACAAUGGGAAUCGAAUCUGAAGCCAUUUAAACCGAAACAUAUCUAUCCCAAGGCAACGGCAACCCAACCAAAGGUCGAUUUACACACACAAUAAGUACAAGAAUUGUCGCAGUGAAUUACGAUAGAGGACGUUCGAUAGCCAUUGUUAUUUUAUAUACAGGAAUAUCUACUCGCAGUAGCUGAAGAGAAAGUAUACCCCAAUGUAUAUGUACGUUACCAAAAAUGUUCUCGAUAAGUGUACGUGUCUGUGUCUAGUUUGUGUCUCAAAUGUUAAGCAGUAUUACCUAAAGAACGAAUUGUACCUAAUUGAUCAUGCUGAGUAUGGAAAAUAAUAAAAGAAACAUAUGAAA